Exophiala spinifera is the source of this 1338-nucleotide messenger RNA. RefSeq lists its product as uncharacterized. Lineage: Eukaryota; Fungi; Ascomycota; Eurotiomycetes; Chaetothyriales; Herpotrichiellaceae. The coding region runs from base 1 to 1338 and encodes 445 amino acids. The transcript has 3 exons. The record is from RefSeq and is a predicted model, not a curated record. Gene Ontology annotation, biological process: oxalate metabolic process.
AUGAGGUUCUCUGCGUGGUCACUCCUUGCAAGCACUGCCCUUGCAGCGCCAACUAUAGACUGGGCCUCACAUCUCCAACAGCAACAACCCCUUGCAGACCAAGAGAGCAGCAAUGGACCCUAUAAUCCCGACCACAAAGAUCAGUUUGAUCACAAAGUUGACUCGUGGGCGGAAAAGCUCCAACCGCUGCCAUGGCGAAACGGCGACGGUGCGACCAUGAUGGGUCCUCGUAACAAGGACCGCGAGAGGCAGAACCCGGACAUGCUCAGACCCCCGAGCACUGAUCAUGGGAGUCUACCUAAUAUGCGAUGGAGCUUUGCAGACUCACACAUUAGAAUUGAGGAAGGAGGAUGGACACGACAAACCACAGUCCGCGAACUAGGGUCAUCAGUCGAGAUCGCUGGCGUCAACAUGCGUCUCGACCACGGCGUCAUCCGAGAACUCCACUGGCACAAACAAGCCGAGUGGGCCUACGUUCUAGAAGGCAGUGUCCGAGUCACGGCUCUCGACACAGAGGGUGGCCAAUUCAUCGACGACCUCCAGAAGGGUGACCUAUGGUACUUCCCGUCUGGACAUCCUCACUCUCUGCAAGGCUUGAGUCCCAACGGAACCGAGUUCUUGCUUGUAUUUGACGAUGGGAACUUUGACGAGGAAUCAACGUUCCUCUUGACCGACUGGCUGAUCCACACCCCCAAGUCCGUACUCGCCGAAAACUUCCGCCUGUCUCCAGAAGUGUUUGAGACGAUUCCCAAAUCGGAGAAAUACAUCUUCCAAGGCUCGCUGCCAGGGCCGAUCGAAGACGAAGAACCACGGGGCGCCAACGUCAAGAAAUCCAAACUACAAUUCACGCACAAGAUGCUCGACCAGGAACCGCUCAAUACGACAGGGGGACUGGUGCGCAUCACCGACUCGACCAACUUCCCCAUCAGCAAGACCAUCGCGGCGGCGCACCUCGACAUCGCGCCCGGGGCGAUGCGCGAGAUGCACUGGCACCCCAACGCGGACGAGUGGUCGUUCUUCAUCAAGGGCCGGGCGCGCGUCACCAUCUUCGCGGCCGACGGCACCGCGCGCACUUUCAACUACGUCGCCGGCGACGUGGGCGUCAUCCCGCGCAACAUGGGUCACUUUAUCGAGAAUCUCAGCGACGACGAGCCGGUCGAGGUGCUCGAGAUCUUCAAGGCCGACAAGUUCCAGGACUUUUCACUGUUUCAGUGGAUGGGCGAGACACCCCGACGCAUGGUGGCAGAUCACAUCUUUGCGGAUGACCCGGAGGGAGCGAAGAAGUUCCUCAAGGCGGUUGAUAAUCCGGUUGAAGAUCCUAUUCGAUCUGUGCCAUGA